Messenger RNA from Arctia plantaginis, 993 nucleotides. The record is from the annotation of a GenBank genome assembly. NCBI's taxonomy places the organism in Eukaryota, Metazoa, Arthropoda, Insecta, Lepidoptera, Erebidae.
AUGGCACCUAUUAACGCGAAUGAUAUCAACGAUGCGAAGAAUUUCGUGCCGGCAAAACAGGUUUUACCUGAAGUUGAGACUGACAAUGGAAAUGGAAAGGCCUCAUCUAAAGGGUAUUCAUAUGAAACGUUACAAGAGACCGCAAACUUCUUGCUGUCUCGAAUUUCGGAGAUACCCAGCAUUGGCGUAAUAUGCGGUUCUGGGAUGGGUUCGUAUUGGAAAGAGGGUUCCUUAGCAGAAAUAAUAAAAGAGGCAGUACGUAUCCCGUACGAAGACAUUCCAAACUUCCCAGUGAGCACAGUCGAAGGUCACCACGGCCAACUAGUAUUCGGCAAUAUUGGCGAUGUGGCUGUUGUAGCUAUGCAAGGAAGGUUCCACUACUACGAGGGAUACCCACUUUGGAAGUGUUGUCUACCCGUACGCGUGAUGAAACUCAUUGGUGUAAAAACACUGAUUGCAACGAAUGCAGCCGGUGGUCUCAACCCUACAUAUAAAAUCGGCGAUGUAAUGAUUGUUAGGGACCACAUUAACAUGAUGGGCUUCGCGGGCAACAACCCACUCCAUGGUCCCAACGACGAAAGAUUUGGGCCACGUUUUCCCCCUAUGAGCAAGGCGUAUAAUUACGAGUUUAGAAAAAUUGCCAAAGAGGUUGCCCAAGAACUAAAUAUGGAGAACAUCAUCCGCGAAGGAGUUUACACGUGUCUCGGCGGACCAAACUUCGAAACUGUGGCUGAGCUGAACAUGUUAAAAAUGGUGGGAGUGGACGCCGUGGGCAUGUCUACCGUUCAUGAGGUAAUCACCGCAAGACACUGCGACAUGAAUGUAUUCGCGCUCUCUCUUAUCACUAAUGAGUGCGUGACGAGUUACGCCGACGACGCCGGUGAAGCCAAUCAUGAGGAAGUGUUGGACGUGGGCCGCAUGAGACAGGACAUUCUAAGGGAGUAUGUGUCAGUGCUCAUCGAUAGGUUCUCGAAAAUUGAGACCAACCCCUGA